GCUCAGGGAGCGCUCAGCUCGGCAAUCGCCGGUGCGUUGUGUCCCUCGGACACAGCGGAUCACGGAAAGAGCCAAAGAUGUCGGCUUGGUCAUGUGAUCAGCUGUGUCCAAUCACAGCUGAUCACAUGGGACAUGUACACUGAUCAUCAGAGCACUGAUGAUCAGUGUGCCCUGAUGAUCAGUGUGGCCCCAGAAGUGCCACCUGUCAGUGUCCAUCAGUGCCAGCAGUCAGUGCUCAUCAGUGCCACGUGCCAGUGCCCAUCAGUUCCACAUAUCAGUGCAUACCAGUGCACAUCAAUGCCACAUAUCAGUGCCCAUCUGAGCUGCCUUUCAAUGUCACCCAUCAGU
Staurois parvus is the source of this 348-nucleotide messenger RNA. NCBI's taxonomy places the organism in Eukaryota, Metazoa, Chordata, Amphibia, Anura, Ranidae. The record is from the annotation of a GenBank genome assembly.